UCAAAGGGUAAAGUCCUGCAGGCAGCAGCCGAUUUAAGCCUCAUGUUCUCUGAGUAUUUUCCAUGUUAGGGUUGUUUUUGUUUUAGCGCGGGAAGAUACAUUCUAAUUUAUGUAAUUUAGUUAUUUUACCCCUGGAUCUUGUUUUUAUUAACGACAAAAAAGCCGAAGUUGUUGCCUGGUUUCUGAGAUAAUAACAUUAUUAUUUACCAUCGAUUACAUCUUGAAAGGUGUUUCUGGAGUUAAAGGUAUGGACACACAUGCAGUCCAGCAGAGAGGGAUCUUGUCUGCAGUGGGCAGCUAGCAAUGCCUAGCUAGGUGUCUUAUCCUGGUGGGCUCUUCUCUUCUACUUAAACCUUGGUCAUAACUUCCAGGAAUUUCCAGGACUUUUAAGUCCCCCUUGGCCCUCUCUGGACAGGGCCAUCCUGUGGGGCAACAUGGGGGAAAGACGGGCACACUCCUUUCACAUGACGUGCCACGUGCAGCGCGACCAUGGCAGCAGGAUGGGGAGCUCCUUCAUACGUUACAGCCCCAAUGGAUAUGCCAGCACAAGCCUCAGCCUGGACAAGGAGAUGGAUGCAGACCCUGUGGCCUCCACCGGCACUACAAGUGCUGGUUCUGCCCUAUGGGCUCCUGCAUCUGACAUAAGCGACUACUCUCCUGUUUCAAUGGAACUGGACCCCACAUCGGUGAAUAAUGGAUCAGACACAAAGGACCCCGUGCUGCAGACCCUACAAAGGCAGCCCUCUAUUAUCUCUGUCCCUCCACCUCUCCCUCGUUCGAGCUGGCUACAUCAUCAAAAGGAUUUCCAAAGCCCUUACAUCAAGACUAGCAUGCAGGGGGAUGUUUACAACUUCCUAGAGAGACCUGCAGGACUGAAAUGCUUCCUCUACCACUUCCUUGUCUUCCUCAUGGUCCUGGUGUGCCUAAUCUUCAGUGUCCUGUCCACUAUAGAGCAAUAUGCAGACUUUGCCACCGGAACCCUCUUCUGGAUGGAGAUUGUGCUGGUGCUGUUCUUUGGCACAGAGUAUGUGGUCCGCCUGUGGUCGGCAGGCUGUCGCAGCAAAUAUGCAGGCAUCAAAGGACGCCUCCGCUUUAUCAGGAAGCCCAUAUCAAUUAUAGAUUUGAUAGUGGUCAUUGCCUCAAUCAUUGUGCUUGGAGUAGGGUCCAAUGGCCAAGUGUUUGCCACAUCUGCUAUCAGGGGCAUCCGUUUCCUUCAGAUCCUGCGCAUGCUCCAUGUGGAUCGACAAGGAGGAACAUGGAGGCUCCUGGGAUCUGUAGUUUUUAUACAUCGACAGGAGCUGAUCACCACCCUGUACAUCGGCUUCCUGGGCCUGAUCUUUUCCUCCUACUUUGUCUACUUGGCAGAGAAGGAUGCUGUGGAUGAGGAGGGCAAGACAGGCUUCUCCAGCUAUGCCGAUGCCCUAUGGUGGGGGGUGGUGACCGUCACCACAAUCGGCUAUGGAGACAAAAUUCCUCAAACGUGGAUAGGCAAGGCCAUCGCCUCCUGCUUCAGUGUCUUCGCCAUCUCAUUCUUUGCUCUGCCUGCUGGUAUCCUGGGGUCAGGGUUUGCCCUGAAAGUCCAGCAGAAGCAGAGACAGAAGCACUUCAACAGACAGAUCCCUGCUGCAGCCUGCCUCAUCCAGACACUUUGGAGGUGCUAUGCAGCAGAGAAACCAUGCGGCUGUGCUGCUACAUGGAAAAUGUAUGUUCUCACUCCAGAGGCUGUAACUACAGUGGAAUCGGACAACUCCGGCCCUUACGCCAGGAAACUGAACAUAUCGAAAAAGGCGACCAAGAGACGUUUGAAGUCCAGAGGUAAUGGCUCUAUGGUUGUGGCCUCAGAGAGGGCUGUGUCGAUCCCGCAGAUCAUCAUUGAUGACUCAGUGGAGAAGAAAGAUGUCUCAUUUUUCCUGGAAGAGCCAAGGGAGGCUGUUGAAGGAAUCAACAGAAUGUUCAGACAAAAAGGCCCUCCUCACCAUUCUUGGUCGUCUUUCACUCUGAGCUGCCCUGGCUCUCCAGUAAAGAGGAAUCAUGAUAACAACAGCUCUAUCGACAUCUCCCGUGCCAACAGCUUAACCGAUGAACUUGACUACAUGAGUGAGGACAUUCCCCUGCCUGUGGUGACUAACAAAGCUCAGUUGUCCCAUGCCCAGAGGUCAGCUGUAAAAGUCCUCCGCAGAAUGCAGUACUUUGUUGCCAGGAGGAAAUUUCAGCAAGCUCGGAAGCCCUAUGAUGUGCGAGACGUGAUCGAGCAGUAUUCCCAGGGUCACCUCAACAUGAUGGUCCGCAUCAAGGAGCUGCAGAGAAGGCUGGAUGGCACACUGGGGAAGCCAGGAAUGUUCCUUCCAGGAAAAGGGGAAGAUAAAGAAUACCCAACUAUUGGAGCACGACUGAUCAGGCUAGAAGAUAAGGUCCAUCAGAUGGAUCAGAAAAUGGACUCAGUCCUGCGGAUACUGAUGGAGCAGUUUCCACCUAAGCCGGAGCUGACGUCCAAGCCCUCCAUUCGCAGGGUGACCAUCCAGAAGCGCAUGGGUGUCAGCAUUGACGAGGGGCCCUGAUGUUGUAGCAAUGGUUGGACUGAUGUUAUGACCAAAGGAGGAUUAAAGGACCAGGACUUCACAUAAACUGUUUAAUAUAAGAGGACUCAGUCUUCCAAAAACCCCUCCUCUCUGUCAUCUGCAAUCCCAAUUUUUCUCAUUGACUUAUGACCACUGAGAAGAGAACAAUUUUUAAUUGUUCACAUAGCACAUACUCUGGGACAUGAGGGCCACUGAGAGCCACCGCUUCCUCCUAAUGACUGUAGGCCCUGUUGGGGUCUUCUUAUGUUGUCUAAAUGUAGCUUGCUCUUCUGCACUACCAUUGUGGGACCUCAGUCUUCCCCUGCAGCACAAAUUCAAAUGAUUCUUAUUAAUUUAUGUGUGGCCUGUCACUGAGGUGCAUUCCUCUACUCCAAAUAUUAUUCCAAGGCUAACUAACCCAGUAAUGAAGUCGUAAUGCAAUCAAAGCACUCAAGUUCCCCAAAGACACAGAGAAAAACUGAGAGUACAGCCAUGGCAGAGGCAUUCCUCAAAUCCUUCUGAUUAUCUUGGCACCAUCCAGACCUAGUACACAACAGGGUUAUUUCCAUAGCCACAUAUCCAUCUUGCCUAACUGUACUUAGGCUGCUGCGGGUGUUUGUUAGUAGUGAUCGAAUAACACGAGAAGGGAAGGGUAGAUUAUCUGUUGAGUUUGCCCUGCUUUAGGGACCGGAAGGCUGGAGUAAAAGAAAUGGAACUGAAGAAAUAUAUCUGGGUUGGGUGGCUAACAUGAUACUGAUUUACUGCUAUGUUGAAGCUAAUAAAAAUAGCCAAACUGCCAUGACAGAGCUGAGUGCUGUGUAACAGGAAUACAGUCCGACCUCAGGCAUAGUCUUUCAGUUUGCUCCAAGUUUUUAUAUGUAUAUCAAUCUAAAACACUUAUAGCAGCACCACUACUCACACCACCAUCAGGACUCUGCUUAAUAUCCCCUAUUACCCUCUUCAGGGGGCUCACACUGCUGUGUGCAAUUUGAAAUAAAUUUGCCCCAUUAAAGCUCUGAUUAUUAUUUCUCUCCCGAGCUAAUUAAGUGCUGAAUUCCUGGUAAGGGGAGAUUACUCACUGUGAGUGACUAAUGAAAAGAAACACUGGAAAUGUGCAGAAUUUAAACAGUAAGCUUUGAGGAGCAGGCACACUAAUUCUGUGUGAAAGGUUUGGAAAUAUCAGGCUGCCACUGUGAGCACACGUUUAACAUAAAAAGACAAUGCUCUCACUUUGUUCCCAUACUCAUAGUAUUUACCUGACAGGACGCUGAGGCAUGUAGGAAGUAGAAAAUAGAAAACUCAGCUAUGUAGGUACUUUCUGAAAUGAUUCAUUUAACUAUAACACAUACAUUCUUAAAAAGACAAAUGCAUACACAAAAGAGGGUAAAAAGAAGGGAAGGGGAAAGAGGAGAGGCUUUCUCUUUCAUAUUUUUGUGGUGGUUAAAAAAUAGCUAUUAUUUAUCUUACAUUAAAUAAAGUGGUUUUAUUUUAUAGGUACUCUACUUUGGUGACAGACCUUGAUACAUAUCUGCCUGUCUGUUCUCCUGUACAGUUUUAUAAGAGUUGUAAAUAGAAUCAUUGCCUUAUUGUACUGUAUUUAUUAUCAUGUGGAAAGAUCAACCUGGAACAUGUCUGCUUGUUGAAGUGAUGAGAAACACAGAGGGUGAGGCUCCUGUUGUACAGAUGGAUGGAAAUGAUUGUAAAUGAUAUUCACACACACCCUCUGCACUGUAGCUCUGCUGUAAAUAAUAAAACUCCAUUUCAUUAUGCUCUGGCCUCUCUUGGCUUGGGAGGAAUUUGAUUACCA
Molecule: messenger RNA, 4365 nt
Organism: Micropterus salmoides (largemouth bass)
Lineage: Eukaryota; Metazoa; Chordata; Actinopteri; Centrarchiformes; Centrarchidae
Gene: kcnq1.2
Product: potassium voltage-gated channel, KQT-like subfamily, member 1.2
Exons: 19
Coding region: 435-2558 (707 amino acids)
Biological process (GO): transmembrane transport; potassium ion transport
Cellular component (GO): membrane
Molecular function (GO): voltage-gated potassium channel activity
Source: RefSeq, a predicted model, not a curated record